This is a messenger RNA of Camelus dromedarius (Arabian camel), 611 nucleotides long. RefSeq names its product mitochondrial ribosomal protein L54 (gene MRPL54). Gene Ontology annotation, cellular component: mitochondrial large ribosomal subunit. Gene Ontology annotation, molecular function: structural constituent of ribosome. The record is from RefSeq and is a predicted model, not a curated record. The transcript has 3 exons. NCBI's taxonomy places the organism in Eukaryota, Metazoa, Chordata, Mammalia, Artiodactyla, Camelidae. The coding region runs from base 28 to 444 and encodes 138 amino acids.
UGCACGUGCAGGCAGCCGGCGUACGUCAUGGCGGCCCGACGCCUCAUCGGGGCUACCCGGAGCUGGGCCGGUUGGCGGGCCCGGGAACUCCCGGACCCUGCCACUCCUGGGAGACUCCAUGUACGAGAUUAUGCCAAGAGACCGGUCAUUAAGGGUGGCAAAGGAGGCAAAGGCGGUGUGGUCAGUGAGGCUCUGAAAGACCCAGAAGUGUGUACAGACCCCGUCCGGCUCACCACGCACGCCAUGGGUGUCAACAUCUACAAGGAGGGCCAGGAUGUGGUCUUGAAGCCGGACGCCGAGUACCCGGAGUGGCUGUUCCAGAUGAAUGUGGGCCCCCCCAAGAAGCUGGAGGAGCUGGACCCUGAGACCCGGGAGUACUGGCGGCUGCUGCGGAAACACAACAUCUGGCGUCACAACCGGCUGAGCAAGAACCGGAAGUUCUAGCAGGGGAGGGACCGGAGCACCUUGACUUUCCAAGGACUUUUUAUUUUCCAGAAAAAACAGACUUUUCAGAGAACAAAGGAGACCCCAUCACUAGGGUUCCUGGGUGGCCCCCACAGAGAGGCUAGAUCAGGGUCCUGGGGGCCAAUAAAGACUUCGGGGCGACUGUU